Molecule: messenger RNA, 1198 nt
Organism: Trifolium pratense (red clover)
Lineage: Eukaryota; Viridiplantae; Streptophyta; Magnoliopsida; Fabales; Fabaceae
Product: xyloglucan endotransglucosylase/hydrolase protein 2-like
Exons: 4
Coding region: 204-1067 (287 amino acids)
Biological process (GO): xyloglucan metabolic process; cell wall biogenesis
Cellular component (GO): apoplast; cell wall
Molecular function (GO): xyloglucan:xyloglucosyl transferase activity; hydrolase activity, hydrolyzing O-glycosyl compounds
Source: RefSeq, a predicted model, not a curated record
UAUGGUUAUGAAGGAUUUACAUACUUAGUAUUGAGACAAGUCAAUAGCGUAUUGGUAAGGCAAUUAUGGGACUUAUCAUGCGCUUUACUUUUCUAUAGUUCCUAACUAUGACGCUAAUGUUAUUAUAAAUACACGAAUUCAAAGCAAUAAAUUAAACCAAAAUCAAUCCAUAAGCGUGUAAAAGACCAAAUAUUAGGUUUAAUAUGAGUUCUUUGAUUUUUAUUUUUCUUGUGGUCCUCGUUCUUCAUGUUGUUCUUGCUAGAGAAAUUAGGAGAAAUGAAGAAAUUAUAUCAUUUGAUCAAAAUUACAAGGUUACAUGGGGUGACAAUCAUGUUAUGUCCAUAAACCAGGGGAAAGAAAUUCAGCUCACAAUGGAUUAUUCUUCAGGGUCAGGAUUUGCUUCCAAGAUAACUUACGGCUCUGGAUUAUUCCAUAUGAGGAUCAAAGUACCAGGUAGAGAUUCUGCAGGGGUUGUCACAGCUUAUUAUUUGAAUUCACAAGGGAAUAGUCAUGAUGAGUUAGACUUUGAAUUUCUGGGAAAUAGAGAAGGGAAGCCAUAUACAUUACAGACCAAUGUAUAUGCAAAUGGUGAAGGGAAUAGAGAACAAAGAAUUAACCUUUGGUUUGACCCUACAACUGAUUUUCACGACUACAAAAUUCUUUGGAACCCACAUCAAAUUGUAUUUUAUGUGGACAAUAUUCCAAUUAGGGUAUACAAGAACAAUAGCAACAUUGGAGUAGGCUACCCAACAAAGUCUAUGCAAAUUAUAGCAAGUUUGUGGAAUGGUGAUUGGGCAACAGAUGGAGGCCAAACAAAAAUCAAUUGGACAUAUGCACCUUUCAAAGCAAACUUUCAAGGAUUUGAUGUUAGUGGAUGUCAAAGUCAAAGCUUAAAUAUUGAUCAAAAUUGUGUUUCUAAUAGCUAUUGGUGGAAUGACAAACAGUAUUGGCAAUUGGAUCUUAUAGCACAAAAACAAUAUGAAAAUGUAAAGCAAAAAUAUAUGAAUUAUGAUUAUUGUAAAGAUAGGCAAAGGUAUCCUAUAGCUCCCUUAGAAUGCCUACAUUGAAAUAAUUUGAUUACAUCUUUGUAACAAUAAACUAGAUAAGGCUAUUGCCAUGAAUUUAAAUUAUAUAUGCCACAUGUUAGAAAGGUUCUAGAUAUAUAGAGUGAGGAUUGUUUACAUAAAUCUUAUAUGAU